Messenger RNA from Caretta caretta (loggerhead turtle), 3548 nucleotides. Lineage: Eukaryota; Metazoa; Chordata; Testudines; Cheloniidae. The record is from RefSeq and is a predicted model, not a curated record.
CCGCCUGACUGACUGAGCGGCGCGUCACAUCCGCUGCGGGCGCGCGCGCGGCCGUCGGCGUGAGGCGCGUGCCGCCACGUUCGAUGAGGGCGCGAGAGCGGCCGAGGUCCGGACCUGUGGCCAAUCACCGCCAGGGGCCCAAGUGCGCCCGCCCGAUUGGUUACGCGGCCCACGUGACAGCGAGCGCCACGGCGGCGUCUCUUGUGAUUGGGGGCGGGGUCAGUGGCUUCAGGGGCUCCUGGCGAGUUUUUAGGCGGGAAGAAGUGACUCACGGGGGCGCCUCGAGCGACCGCCACGUGACCCGACGCAACGGGCAACGGCGUCGUGUGAUUGGCUGAGAGGCGGCAGGCGAGGCAGCGAGGCGAGGCGAUGAGGAGGGAGGGAAAAAAUGUCCCCGAGCAGGCGAGGCUGCCGCGGCCUCCAGCUCCCACCAUCGGCCUGGGCCCCCCCGACACCUCCCUUCCCACGCCCCCCAGCCCUGCCCAGGCCCAGGCCUAGGCCGCAGGUUCCCCACCUCGCCGCGGCCUUGAACCCGCCCUGGGGGUCGCGGAGGCUCUUGGGAGAGGCCCCGGCUGCCAGGCUGCGGCCUGGGGGAGCCGGCACGGAGCCGCCAGCUGGCUGCCAGGCCGGGCCCUCUCCGGCUCCAGCCUCCUCCGGGGGGACAGGCCACCCUGCCUCCGCCUUGCACCCGCGUGCCCUUGGCGUCCCUGGGGCCGCAGCUCGUUCCUUUUGCCGUCCGCGACGCCCCAAGCGGCACGAGGGGUGGACGGCGGUCACGGGUGCCCCAGAGCCCCGGGGUCGGGGCGUCACUGGCCGUUCUGCCAAGGAAGCACCAGGCUGGUUGAAAUCCCGUUCUCCGGCCCGCCGCUGUGACGGCCCCCGCCGCACUGACCCAAGGGCGCACGUGGACACGUGUGGACACGUGUGGACUGUCACUAACUCCGGCACGAUUCCGGUCACACGCAGGGCACACAUCCAGACUGAGGAGGUGCAGUUUCUCCGUAGCAAAGUUCCUGAUUAUACCGCCGCCUUAUUCCAGGCACUGCCUGGUGCCCUUGCUAAUAAUUACCGUAGUGGGCACGGCUGCAGUGCUAUCAAAAUAACGCUGUUAUUAUUUUAUUGUUUGAGAACUGGCCAGAAGUGCUGAGAUGAGCUCCGAGGCACAGGCAGUGUCUAGGUUUCGCACCCCGGAGCCAGUCUUUGGAGUUGUUGCUCCUGAGAUCAUUGAAGAUACUUUAAUCUGUUUAGCUACAGAAAAUGAACAAUAUCUGAAUGAGCUGUCGGAUCAGGCAGGAUGCUUCAAAGAGACCCAGAUAGUGGAAUUUGUAUUUCUUUUGUGUGAAAAAUGGUUUCUGGACCAAUCUGCACGAUAUCAAGCAGUUGAAAUAUUUGAAAGGUUUAUGAUUAAGCAUGUAGAAGAGAGCUAUAACUCUACUGCAGAGUCAAGGAUAAACAAUGAACAAGGAGAGGGCAACAUCUGGGGCACUUUGAAAGCACAGAUGUGUGACACAUUUGUGCUGCGGCUUGUGUCUUGCAUUCAGCUUGCAAGCAAACUUUCUUUUCACUACAAUAUAAUUAACAAUAACACAGUUCUGAAAUUUCUGCAGUCCUUAGACUAUUCAUACACAAAACAGAACUUGGUGGAGUCAGAACUUGCCAUUUUGAAGGCUCUACGCUUCCAGAUCAAUGUGCCAACUCCUUUUGCCUAUGUUGAGUUGCUUCUGGAGGUGUUAGGACAUAAUGGCUGCUUACUUCCUAUGAAACAGUUGCAUAAGAUGUGCAUGCACCUAUUGGAUUUAACUUAUCUCAUGCGGAACAUCAUCUAUGAUACUCUACUAAAAAUAUCUAUUGAGAAUUCAACACCAAGUGAACUCCAGAUAGCAAAAUUUUUGUCAGUAAAGGAAGAUUUCAUGCUCUUGGCAGUUGGAGUCAUCAGCACAAGCGCUUUCAUACUAAAUCCUGAAUAUUGGAAUCAGGUACUGCUAGACAAGAAAUACACAGUGCAGUUCUUAGGCUUACAUGAACUAAAAACGUUUUACAUCUUUUACUGUUUACACAGUACAGGGAGACAGGUGUGUUGCACUGGGAGUAUAAUAAAGGUGGAGUCCUUUAAUAUAUUAAUACUGCAGGGCAAGGGGAGGUUGGGAAUUUAACAUGAGUGUCUCGUUACUUUUCAAACCUAUUCUGAGAAGCCUGCAGCUUUCUUACUCUGAGUCCUAGAACGUGCUGUAUCCAAAGGCUUCCAUUGACAGAAGGGGUGGGGGGAGAGAAGUAAUCCCAUAAGGCACCAAUCUCCCCCCAAACAGCCAGCCUGUGUUUUAUAAUAUAAAAGAGAGGACCUAUUUAAAAGAUGUUAGUUGCUUUAAAAAAAUAAAUUCUUCCCCUUUAAGGGAGAAAGCUUCCACUACCAGGAUCCUCAAUUGGCAAUUGCAGAGGGCUAGUGUUUUUUUUAUUUGUAUUCCCAUAGCAGCUAGAUAGCACAGUAUUAGAGCCCUAGGGUAGAUUAUAAUUAAGUUUUUGCUUUCCUUUACAUAUACUCAAAGAUUUAAGAUCUAGAACUACUGCUCUGUUGCCCAAAAUAAGGAGGAAUUUUUUUUUUAAGGUUGUGGAACAUUUAAAUUGCAUCACUGGCAUUACCACACAAAGCAUUUUAGAGUUUUCAUAUGCAAUACUGAAGCACAGUGUUGGCACCACUAAUCCAAGGAAGAACAAAGGAACUAGAUCUUCAGAGAACUAUGUUGUACCUCCUACAAAAUAAACUUGACUUUUCUAUUGCAACCUUUGCUACGUAUCAGUGUCCUCAAAGCCACGUUCCACCCACUAACUUUUUGUAAUAGAUGCAGGUGGUUUUGACUUGUAACUCAUGUAGGAUGAACUUUUGUUUAGUUGCUAUGUAGCAGCUGUCAAAUAUGGCAUUUAAAAGUGGCCUUUGCAAACUAUCCCCUGUACUCAAUCUGAAGUAGUGACAUGGGGAGUAAAAUGCUGCGAUUGUGAAGUGUUUUGCUUUCGGGAAAAUGGUUAUAGGAAUGGCAGCGAUAAGUCUACAAACUGUUCUACUGUGUACAAGUGCUACAAGCUGGGCAAGGCUUUCUUCACACAGUUGCUGUUGUGCAGAAGCAGUGACUGUCUUGAACAGUUUACAAUAUCAAGAUUGUUCCUUCCGCCUCCCAGAUCUAGUUACCCCCACAGCCCAAAAAGAAAGUCAGGUAGGUAGUCUGCCAGUGUUGACAGGGGAGGGAAAUGCAAGUCAAAUCAAGCAGCACCUGUUUUGAAAGCUUGAUUUAACUCUCACUUGGAUGGAAAGCUAUUCAGGAUCUACAUCCCAGUACACAGGAUGCCAUGCUAUAGUUACAGUCUAUGGGGAAUGGAAGCACUCCAUUUGUCCAGAAUACAAGUAUUUUAUUACAGUGUUAUUCAGUGCAGUAACAGGCUGCAGGAAAUAUUCGUUACAAAUAGUUAAAUAGCUGGCAAUGUUUUAAACAAUAUCAAACCCCCAUAAAGUUCAAUGGCACCAAGUGCUCAUCAGUUCUGAUUUAAAGAGAAGAUAA